AUGGCUACAGAAAGAAGUUCAAUUAAAGUUCCAUGUGAAAAUGAAGACUUACCUGACAAAGAAAAUGCACCAGGUUUUGACGAGGACACUUUACGAGGUGAGCUGUCAACUUCAGCUUCAGUUAUUGUUAGAAUAAGUUCUAUUCCAUCAGUUUCAAGAAUGUAAGCAGCUGUGGAGAAGGAUAAAUACACUGUACGACCACUUUAAAGGAGAUUUGGCCAGUUAUGACUCUCUUCUCUGAUUACAAUAUGCUGUUCAUUGAGAAGAUCUAUGACACAGAAACCUUUGUUAUUUUCUUUCUCAAAGUUCAAAGCAAGUUUACAAAGUUAUAAUAAGUAAAGACCAUAUUUGAUCAUCGAUAAUAUAACAUCCAUUGCGUAAUUUUGCAUGAGUAUAUCAUCAUUGUCAUCAUCUUUCCAUUAUGAUGCAACAAUCACUUUGAAAGCUUCAACAUCCCGUCCCUUCUCUUCAAGCAACCCACAGGCUUUUCAUCAUUAUCCAAUCCAAAGGGAGGGAGGGGGAGAGAGGGGGGAUUUGAACCUUGCCUGACGUCAGUCAGGGAAUUCGAACAAAAAGUGUGAGUUAGGGAAUUCGAACAAAAAGUGUCACAACUAAUCUCCAGUAGAAUGAAAAAUUGAACAUGGAGGUGUUUAAGGUAGAUGGUGCACUUUCACUUUUAAAGCCUAGUCAAUUAGUUGAAAGUCAAAUUGCUAAUUGUUUUGCUUUUUAAAUGAAAAUUGUGUGGGGAAUUUGAACACAUUAUUAAUUUUCCCAAGGGAAUAAGAAUUUUAGGAAACCUAUCUCCAAAAGUUUAAAUGCCCAAGGGUUGCUUCAAAUUGAGUGAUACUUAAUUUUCAUCAUUGAUAUAUAUAUAUUGCCACUGUUGUCACCCACCUUAUCAGCAUCAUCAUAACUAUUAAUCUCAUUUUCUUUGUCAUUAUUCUCAUCAUUUAUAUAAUAACUGUUUGUCUAUUAGUAAUAUUGCUUCUGGUUUUUAUGAUUGCAACAUUUGGAUCUUAUUGACCCAUUAACCAGCUUUCUAAAUGUAUUAAAAGCAAUAGACUCUUCUAGUCUAUCCUAUAAUUAUAGUGACUCUCUCUGAUUAUCAGGGGGUCUCACAGACACAGAAUGAGACUCAGUUCAGUCAGAGAAGGUCAGUUCCACCCAGAAACAUCACAUUAGAACUCCAGAUUUCCCACAUCUGUUAUCUGGCCUUUGGUUAAUCUUCAGGGUUCUUAUCUUAAUUUUCUUGAUUGUUUCAAAAUAGGAAUUACACUUUCUUCUAAACAACAAUCACAACAGCAACUGAGUCUGCUUGGUUGAGCUUUCAACCAAAAAAAUCUCUCAUGAACUUACUGAUUGGGGUCUCUCCCGUGAAGGAGGAGGGGGGGACUGCCUACAUCAUCUAAGCUUUUCAGGGGAUGGGUCAAGUCAAGCAGGUGCAAAAGGAAAAAUGCGCAGAUUUUAAAUCUCCAGAUCUUGGCAGCUCUGCUUAUACACUUAUAGUUAUUAACUACAACCACAGACUUUGACACAAAUUAUGUUUUAUUUUUUUCUUUGCAGCCACAGCUGAUGUUUGUAGGAAUGAGGGUAAUGAGGCCUUCAAGAAAGGAGAUUUCAUCAAUGCUAUUUAUUUUUACACUGAAGGAAUUAAAUUGAACUGCAAUGAGAAAGUACUGAAGGCUAAACUGUACAACAACAGGGCUAUUGCACAUUCUAAACUUGGUAAGAUGAUGAGAGCUUUAAAAUGCAUUUUUUUACUCUUUUGAAGCUAUUAUGCUGUCUGUAGUAGUUUUCUGAAAAAGAUGAUAAUUUUGAAUGCAUGCCCGGAAAAAUAUACAUCUCAUCUUGGCCUCUCAAGUAUACAAAGAAGUAACCUCGUACCCCAGAUAUCAAUGAGGAUCACAAGUUUUUCCCAAAAUUAUUGCAAUGGAGUGGUAGUGGGCUUGCUACAUGUAUGGCUAAUCAGAGAUAUUUAUUUUUAAUUACAGGAAAUCAUCAAGAUUCACUAAGGGAUGCAGAAGCAGCCAUUGAGUUAAAUCCAACUUUCCUUAAGGCAAUUGUGAGAGGUUAGAUGUGUUAGCCGUGCAAUAAUUAAAUGAAAAUAAUAAAGAACUCCACAUCCUAAGGUUAAAUGAAGUUAAAUCUUGUCUCAAUUGACUUUAAUUAAGAGGUCGAGACCACUCUGAUGUAUAUUUGAAUUCAGCUCUUGACUGCUGUGCCAUUACUUUCCAUUAAUUACGAUGAUAAUAUUAUUGUGAGCUGGAUGAAGAACUCAAUGCGGAAUGCAAAGCAAAAUUUCAGCAUGAAUAUUUUAGUUCCUUAAGCUCAACGAGUGAGGUAGUUAAGUGUCAGAUAUGUUUAGUCAUUAUGUAACUGUUUUAAAAAGAAGUAAGAAGUAGUUCUUAACUCAAAACUGUAAGAAAACUGUCCUCAUUCGUUGAGUAUAACUCAACUUCAAGUGCUAUUAAUAAUACAAGUAAUAACAACGUAACUAAAUAGACAGCAUGAGUAAAUCUUAUUCUUGGUGAACUUCAAACCCUAGUUUGAGUCGUUUCCUUAUUAAGAAAUCAAUUAUCAACUAAUUGAGUAAAUCAUAUAUGUUAACUCAAACUAAAGGGAAACUAGUAUUAAUAUAAUUAACGUAGUUCUUCAAAGAUCCACUAAAAGAUGUACCAUUAUAAAACUUUAAAAAAUGGGUCUCAUUUUUCCGUAUUUAAAUUGCAUGUCUUAUAUUCUAUUUAUAAUUAUGUCUUAGUGAUUUUUUGGGAAUUGUCGGUCCCAAUUUAAUGUUCUUAGAAGUUUCAGUUGUCCAAAGCUAAAUAAAUCUAACUGAAACCUAAUAGGGCCUGGUUUUCUUUUCCAUUAAGUUUUUUUAUUUUAUUCUUUUUUGUUUUUCUUCUGGUCUGUAAAGAUUUAACUUUCAGUGGUUUCAGGUUCUUUUCUUAGAAUUGAGCUACAGUGAUAAUAUGCUUCUAUGUGUUGUUGCCUACAGGAGCCACUGCCUGUGUUGAACUGAGGAGAUUUGAAGAAGCAAUCACUUGGUGUGAUAAGGGAUUAGCUGUAUCCUUUGAAGGAAAUUUCUUUCAUUUUUAA
Messenger RNA from Pocillopora meandrina, 3096 nucleotides. NCBI's taxonomy places the organism in Eukaryota, Metazoa, Cnidaria, Anthozoa, Scleractinia, Pocilloporidae. The record is from the annotation of a GenBank genome assembly.